AUGUCGUCGCAACCGGAAACACCGGUAGACCUCGUCCUCUCGCUCCUAAUCACAUUCACAGCGUUCCCGCUCGGAAUCAUCGCUGCGCUCGCACACGUACUCAUCACACUUGUCAGCAGCAUCCCGACAUUCAUCGGCCUCUCCCUGGGAUGCGUUAUUCUCACCUGCGCAGUACUUGUCACCAGCAUUGGCUAUGCGCUCUAUACUGUCGGUGCGCUCGGACUGAGGGGACUGGUCGGGUGCAAAGCAGCCCUAGAAGACUCGGCCAAGAUGGGCACGAACAUGGCUUCUGUGUUUUUGGAAGAAUGGAAUAAGGAGCGCAAAACGACCCAGGAAAGUUGGACGCAGUCUUGA
This is a messenger RNA of Rhizoctonia solani, 354 nucleotides long. RefSeq lists its product as uncharacterized. NCBI's taxonomy places the organism in Eukaryota, Fungi, Basidiomycota, Agaricomycetes, Cantharellales, Ceratobasidiaceae. The transcript has a single exon. The record is from RefSeq and is a predicted model, not a curated record. The coding region runs from base 1 to 354 and encodes 117 amino acids.